ACCCCAUCAUUCAUUGGUUGUCAGAAAGGGAGGAGGUACAUCCGUAUGAGGUUAUACGUUUGAUGUGUGUGGUCUUAUACCCGAGGACCGUUAUAUAAACGAUUGGCCUCGAGGUAAAGUCGUACUGUUGAGCGCAAUAAUGAGUCCAUGCAUCUUCUCGAUUUUGGUAAUUUUGUGGCCAGUACUGGCUGUGAAGAUGGCCACCUUGGAGAGCGCUCGUCUUGGACCGCAAGUGCUCCAGGCCUUGCACUGUCCCCCUUGUGAACGCAUUCAUUGCUCUCCUCGUAAAGCGCUGAAGCUCCAGUGUGGAGGUGGCAUCACCACGGGGAUUUGUGGUUGUUGCCCAGCCUGUGCAAAACUUGAAGGAGAAACCUGCGGAGGGACAUGGGACUAUCUGGGAAAAUGCAAUGAAGGUCUGGUGUGCGUUUACCAAGAGGGUGAAGAGAGCAAACCAGAAGUGGAACGCAAGGGAACCUGCAAAUCAGUGCUUGAGGUUCUCAAUAAGAAUUCUUGUCGACCCGACUGCACGUGGGAAUUCUGCCAGGCGAACCCCAAUGAGAUCUGCUCUGCAAGGUCUGUGUCAAUGGAGAAGCGUGAAUGCGGAGGUUACUGCCAGCACACGACGUGCUCCAGCUGUCUGGUUCUCAGACCACCAUCAUGUCAUCAGUCCUGUUCCCCAACAGAUCACGUCUGUCUCCAUCGCUUCGGAAGAUGUGUACGCGGUCACCUGGCUGAGGAGAAACACCCUUCAAUUUGCCACCAGAAUCUACAGAGUGAAUCUGAGGGAUUCUUUGUGUGUCUGGCACCUGCAUGUCCAAAAACAGCCGACUGACUUUGUACGUGUUGAAAAACUCAAGAUAAUGUGAUCAUUUCGUAAAAUGUAGCAUUAAAGGCAGCUGUUUGUUUUAAUAAAUUUUAAUCAUCAUUACUAAAAAAUUGUUAAACGUUUUUUAAAUAAAUGUUUGUUAUACAUGUUAUACAAUUAUACAUUUGUAAAGCUUUUGUAAAUUUUGUUUAUAAAAUACAAAGUGAUGUCUAUCUUUGAACAACUGACAUCUUUGCUCUUUCUUCAAAUAUUUUAUUAAAGAUGCAUUAGUUGUUAUCUGUAUGUUCAAAUUAUAAACUGAUGCUCAGUUUUGAGAAGAAUUAAAAAGAGGUUCAACAAUUUUUUUGUCAAGCUUUAAAUGGAUUUUGCCAACAAACAGGUAUUUCUAGAUGCGAGGCUAGGAUUAAGCAGAUUUGAAGCGAAAGUAUUUAAUGAAUGUAUAAUACCUGCUGAGAGUAUUAGAUUAAUAUCAUUAUCUAAUUGUUUAUGGAAGUGGCAUUUAGUGGCUUUUGCAUCUAAGCUCCUCAUAUAUAUAAUAACAGAUCAAAUUUUAGUCAUGCUAGAUUACUUGUGAGUUUUUGUUUUUCUGUGCAUUUUUUGUGUAUAUUUGAA
Molecule: messenger RNA, 1438 nt
Organism: Paramisgurnus dabryanus
Lineage: Eukaryota; Metazoa; Chordata; Actinopteri; Cypriniformes; Cobitidae
Biological process (GO): regulation of cell growth; regulation of signal transduction
Cellular component (GO): extracellular region
Molecular function (GO): insulin-like growth factor binding
Source: RefSeq, a predicted model, not a curated record